AUGUUAUCGAGAAGAAACAUCGGAGUGUACGUACGUAGCACAAAAUACUGCUCUGUCGAACGUAGCAAAGCAACUCUCCCGGUAAUACCGCAAAAUAAAACCAUCCUCACCAUCAAGCCCCAUCCUCUCAAGGUGGGAGAAUUGCUUAAAUUAUGGGAAUCCAUAGGAAAGUCUUUAAAUUUAUUAUCGGGGCCAAAAAAGUGUGCCGAAGACUGGCGAAGGUACUUUGUAGAGUGGAAGUCUCGAACGCGUAAAAAGGCAAGGGAUUUCAAAGUAGAGGCGCAGGCCACGGGUGGUGGACCCAAUUCUGCAAAGCCUUUAACUGAACUGGAAGAAAAAUUAAUGGGUUUACUGGGAUGGGUGUCAGCGCAAGGCUACCAAGACAUUCCAGAGGAACAAGAAAUUCAAGAAAAACCGAAAGAAAACGAAAAUUCAAAUUUUUCUAGGGUGCUUCAAAUUAAUGAAAGCUAG
Brassicogethes aeneus is the source of this 471-nucleotide messenger RNA. The record is from the annotation of a GenBank genome assembly. Lineage: Eukaryota; Metazoa; Arthropoda; Insecta; Coleoptera; Nitidulidae.